This is a messenger RNA of Styela clava, 852 nucleotides long. RefSeq names its product ribosomal RNA processing protein 36 homolog. Gene Ontology annotation, biological process: maturation of SSU-rRNA from tricistronic rRNA transcript (SSU-rRNA, 5.8S rRNA, LSU-rRNA). Lineage: Eukaryota; Metazoa; Chordata; Ascidiacea; Stolidobranchia; Styelidae. The record is from RefSeq and is a predicted model, not a curated record. Gene Ontology annotation, cellular component: nucleolus; 90S preribosome.
AUGACAAGUGAUUUGUAGGCAUAAUAGUAGCUUUGGUUUCUUUCAGCAAUAUACAAAUAUAAGAAAAAUGGAUGACUCGGGCCACUCUGAAACAUCAGAAGAUGAAAGUUUGAGUGAAACAGACACAGUUAUUGGUAAAAACGACGGGCAAAAUAUGUCAAUGGAGGAAAUGAUGAAAUUAAGAGAAAAACUGGGAUCUAAGGUUUUUGAUAAAAAAUUUAUUUCAAGAAAUAAGAAUAAGGAAAGUGGUAAUUCUAAGGAUGAUAACAAACAAAGUGGGAGUAACUCAACCAGUAAAAAUUUUUCAAGAACAAACAAAAAUCGACCGCAGGAAGUAUCAUCAAAAAGACCUGUAGGUCGAUAUUCAAGGCGUAAAGGUGAUCAAGAAACAAGGGAUCCACGAUUUGACGAAAUUUGUGGUUCAAAAUUCAAUCAAGAUGUAUUUGAUGCUAGAUUUUCAUUUUUAUCAGAUGUUCGUGGAAAAGAGAAAAAAAUUCUUGAUAAAAAAUUUAACAGGGCGAAAACAUCAGAAGAAAAACGAAAGAUCAAAUUACUUUUAAAUCGUAUGAAUAAUCAGGAACGUGAAAAACUCAAAAGAAAUGAGGAAAAACUGGUCAUACAAAAAUGGAGGAAGGAAGAAAAGGGAAAAGUUUCUCAAGGAAAAAGACCAUAUUUUCUUAAGGAUAGUGAUAAGAAAAAACUUAUCAAAGAAUAUAGACUGCAAAAUCCAUCUAAUAAAGUUGAUAAACCCAAGAAGUCUAGAAGAGAUCAAAGAAAGUUUUCAGGUCAAAUGGAAUCACCAGCAAGCACGGUAUGAAUGCGAUUCAUAUUAAUCCUAUUAAAGUAGAAUCG